Messenger RNA from Antechinus flavipes (yellow-footed antechinus), 963 nucleotides. Its product is annotated as olfactory receptor 8J2-like. Gene Ontology annotation, molecular function: G protein-coupled receptor activity; odorant binding; olfactory receptor activity. The record is from RefSeq and is a predicted model, not a curated record. The coding region runs from base 1 to 963 and encodes 320 amino acids. Gene Ontology annotation, cellular component: membrane. Gene Ontology annotation, biological process: sensory perception of smell; G protein-coupled receptor signaling pathway. Lineage: Eukaryota; Metazoa; Chordata; Mammalia; Dasyuromorphia; Dasyuridae. The transcript has a single exon.
AUGAAACUGAUCAAAAAUGUUCCAGGAAAUCUCUCCCAUGUGACCACAUUCAUUCUCAUUGGAGUCUCGGAGAAUCCAGAACUUCAAAUUCCCCUCUUCUUUAUCUUCUUAGCAAUCUAUGGAGUGACAGUGACUGGAAAUGUGGGAAUCAUCACACUCACAAGUAUAGAUUCACGACUUCAAACUCCCAUGUACUUUUUCCUCAGACACUUGGCAAUCAUCAAUCUUGGCAAUUCCACUGUCAUUGCACCCCAGAUGCUGGUUAAUUUCUUGCUGGAGAAGAAAACCAUUUCCUACUAUGGAUGUGCAACCCAACAUGGAGGUUUCUUAGUGUUCAUUGUUGCUGAGAUUUUCAUGUUGGCUGUUAUGGCCUAUGACCGCUAUGUGGCCAUUUGUAAUCCCCUAUUAUACAUGGUUGUGGUAUCACGUAAGGUUUGCUUUCUACUCGUCAUCCUUACAUAUUCCUACAGUUUAGCUACAGCAGUGACUGUCACUUCCUGUGUUUUCUCGAUGUCCUACUGUUCUUUCAAUGUCAUAAAUCAUUUUUACUGUGAUAAUGUUCCUUUGUUAGUUUUAUCUUGUUCUGAUACCCAUAUGCCAGAGACAGUAGUCUAUAUCUCUUCAGCUACUAAUCUCUUCUUUUCCAUGAUAAUUGUCCUGGUGUCCUACUUCCAGAUCAUCUUGGCCAUCCUGAGGAUACGUUCAGCAGAAGGAAGACGGAAAGCCUUCUCUACCUGUGCUUCCCAUAUGACAGCUGUCACUGUUUUCUAUGGGACACUCCUUUUCAUGUAUUUGCAACCCCAAUCAAACCAUUCCUUAGAUACUGAUAAAAUGGCUUCAGUGUUUUAUACACUAGUGAUCCCCAUGCUGAAUCCUAUGAUUUAUAGUCUGAGAAACAAGGAUGUAAAAGAGGCUCUGAAGAGAGUCUUUGACAACCCUUGUCAAGCUUUUAAAAAUUUGUAA